Messenger RNA from Lacerta agilis (Sand lizard), 890 nucleotides. Its product is annotated as thyroid hormone-inducible hepatic protein-like. Gene Ontology annotation, biological process: regulation of lipid biosynthetic process. The record is from RefSeq and is a predicted model, not a curated record. The coding region runs from base 65 to 454 and encodes 129 amino acids. Gene Ontology annotation, cellular component: cytosol. NCBI's taxonomy places the organism in Eukaryota, Metazoa, Chordata, Lepidosauria, Squamata, Lacertidae. The transcript has 2 exons.
GCAAUUCAGCUGAGAUCCCCCCGAGGCACGCUUUGGGCUCAAAGAAGUCUCUCCUCUCGCAACCAUGGAAGAUUACUUCUCUGCAGUCCGCAAGAUGGAGCAAACGGUGAUGUUCCCCAGCGUUCUCCAGGGCGUCCCUUUGGAAUGGCAGGACAGCACGCCUGAGGCUGACUCGGGUGGCAAAGAUCUGUAUGAUUAUUACACGCUGCUGAAAUCCAUCAAGCUGACGGUGGAAAGCGGCUUGGUGCCUCUCGAUAACCAGAACCCUGAUGUCGCCGGCCGUCUGAAAGAACAGGAAGAAAGAGAGAGGCAGAACCUUGAAGGCUAUUUCUAUUACCACGUGUCCAGCUUGUAUCGUGUCCUCGCACAGCUGACAAGGAGGGCCAAUGCCGUCACCUCCAAAUACAAUGAAAUUAUGGGGCAGAUUAACCAGGGCGAAAUUCAUCUCAGCUGAUGAGAAAUGCAUGGUGCAAAGAGCAAAGAGUCCAAAUGCACGAAGCGGACAUGUCUUGCCGUACAUUCUUCCAGAGGACUUUCUGGUGCAACGAGCUCUGUGAUACGGAAUAUACUUGACGAUUUCGAUUCUUGAUAACUGAAUUGAUAGGUUAUAUAGAGUGGGAGGGAAGCUUACAUUAUUUCAAUGCAUAUUUAAUAUUUUAUGUAACCCGCUUAAAGGGUUUGAUGAUUGAGUGGCUUAUAAAUCUUGCAAAGUGAACUAAAUGCUAAACAUGUCUAUGUCAAAGAGGAUGUUUAUGUAUUUUGAAAUCGGCUCACGUCCAAUGAUUGCAUUGUCUCUGCUGGCUAAUACUUGCAACCUACUUCCAUAAAGGUAAACUUUAUUUUAUUGUUUUGCACGUAAGUGAAUUUUGAGCCGAUGGGCUCACUGUUAA